Rubroshorea leprosula is the source of this 805-nucleotide messenger RNA. The record is from the annotation of a GenBank genome assembly. NCBI's taxonomy places the organism in Eukaryota, Viridiplantae, Streptophyta, Magnoliopsida, Malvales, Dipterocarpaceae.
UUCUCUGCCAAAACCAAAGCUCAAUCUUACAACCCUUUCCUGCGAACUGAUCACCGAUCGAUUCCACUCUUAAGACAAUUUUCCUCUGUCAUGCCAAUAGAUCUUAUUUUCUUGUUCCAACAUUGAACAUUAUAAAGGAAAUCUAAAGCUAGAAAGGUACUAAUCAUAUAUUCCCUUAACAUGCAUCUCAUUUUAUUUGGUUUAUACAUCCGGCUUUUCUUUUCAUUAUGAUAUGAUUUUAACAACUGCUAACAAUUACUGCCCUUUUGCCUUGUUUCUGGUACUGAAAUCGGCCCUUGGGUUGGAAUCAAUUGAAGAGAAGCGUUCGCUUAACUAAAAUCAAAGCAGAAUCAAAGCACCCUCCAUACUCAUCACUCUUCCUUUUUAUCUUGUUUGAACUUCGAAGGCAUCUCCCCUGCUUUUAGCAUUAGAAGUGAUAUGAGCGACAGCAGGUGUUGAUUACAGCUGGAUUCACGAGCUCUGCUUUUCUUUGUCUAUUCUUUCUAUUUCUAUAUUGUAUACGGUCCCCGUUCCUUGACCAAAGUCACACCUCGCGUGGUUAAAACUCUGCAAUCUCUGCGACUCUCCCCCAAACACUCAAAAGGCUCUCACUCUGUUUUUUUCGCAGAAGCAGCUAAAGGGAAACGUAUGCUCCUGACUAGCCUCUGUUUUUUUCUUUUUCUUUUUUCUUUUUUUCACCUUUUUUGGUUUAACACAAGCAUAAUUAGUUUAGUUUCUUUGUAAAUCUUAAUCAUAUAUAGAUGAUCUACUUAGUAAUGGCAAGUACUAAAAGACAAAAAAAAAA